AUGGGGGAAGAAAUGAAGAGAUUCAGAAACGCUUUAGAAACCUUGAAAGACAUGGAAAAAGAGUGGAUGAAUGCAGAACCUAUUUUGACAUCGUCAAGUAGUCCUGAAGUUAUUAUACAAAAACUGCUCCAGUUAGAUGAAGAUUAUCUCGAAAAGCUAAUCUUUAAGGAGAAAACAGUCAUCCGUGGCUUAGCAAGGAAAGCUAAAACUUCAAAAAGAAUGGACGUAUUCGAUCACUUAAGGCGGAUCACGCCAAGAGGAACAACAGGUCCUCGGUUACCUGAUGACUUGCCCAUCGAGGAGAUCCCGGAAAGGGGAAAAGAGAUUUUGUCAUAUGUUAUUACAUAUGAUCUUGUUUUACCAGAUUCUUCUUCUUGGAGACCAGGUUAUAAAAGUGACUCGCUGGAUGCCUUGGCCAAGAAAAACAGCUUAAAAAUAUUGUGUGAGUUGUAUGACUUCCUAUGUGAACACGGGCUGGCUCUCACUACUGAUCUACUUUAA
This is a messenger RNA of Stylophora pistillata, 501 nucleotides long. RefSeq lists its product as uncharacterized. Lineage: Eukaryota; Metazoa; Cnidaria; Anthozoa; Scleractinia; Pocilloporidae. The record is from RefSeq and is a predicted model, not a curated record.